AUGGGUGAGAAGUCAAACUUCUCGCAGAAGUGGUCCUGGAGGCUUGACCUCCACGCGUACGAUGAUGGACUCGGCGAGACUCGCCUGCCCAAUCAGCAGCUUUUGUUCUCUGCGUGCGAGACUCGGAAGAUAGCCCGCAAUAACCUGAUCGAGAGUUUGGAGGAUGGAACGACCAAGGGAACCACGAACCUUCCAACCUUCCAAGAACUGGCCGACAACAACCCCAAUGGCCCAACGCGCCGCGGUUUAUGGGUAGGUUGGUACUUGCCUCUGCAGCCUUCCACUGAGCCUCACCCGGCAACACGGGUCCUUUCCGUGAAAGACCUAGUUGAGCAGAAGGCCUCGAAAGAUCAGCUGGAGGCCAUAAUCGUCUCGCGGAACUGCCCUACGGCUCUCAAAGUCAUCGUCCCCAUCAAUGCCAGGAAGCGACUAGACUACUUUGCUCUUGCUGAGCCAGAUCCGACCACUGGUCUCUGCAAGGCCUUUCAGAUAGGCGGUGCCUCGAAAUCAAUCUACUUCUUCCCUGAAUUCCGAGACCAGGCGGACGACCUCAUUGAUGCGAGCAAACGGUGUCGCGCUUGGGGUGCUUCGAUCUUGGAAAUUGCAGGCAAGAAGGAUAGCGACGACGACGAUGACGAGCAGGACGACGAAGGCAAUGGCAACAAGGAAAAGGACACAGUAAACAAGUCAGCCAAGCAGAAGUCUGGCAAGGCCAGGUCCAAGUCCAAGUCAGGCAUGAGCAUGCCCGGAAACAGCAAGUCUGCGGUUGCCGGUGCCGGGAUUGGUCCCGGGGGCUCACUGGGUAUCCAGACCCUGCGCGCUGCUUCUACUGCCACUGCCCCGGUAUCUGCAUCUGCGCUCAACCCUAUCGACGCGAGCCAAAUCGUGAGACUCAGAGCUGGCCUUGCAGACUUGCGUUCGAAGAUGACUCUCAAAAUGUACAAUGAGAUCAGAGGCGAGGUCGGAAAACUGACGAAAGUCGAGUUUCCCAUCUUCCCGAGCUCUACCUACCUCGACGCCUUCAUUCGCAAGAAGAGACUCAAGAAACGGCAUGCAAAGUUGGCGGUGGACGAGUUCUUCGGUCUCUAUCCGUUCUUGAGACGGGAAUCAUUGACGAAUUUGAACCACUUUCUCGUUCAUGUCGCAUCCAUCGUGUUGAGCAGCGACACGGAGGGCGUUGUCGUACUGAGCUGGGACAUAAUUCAAGACUUCCUCCUGACGCUUGCGUACCUUUGCGACGCGAGAUAUGCUGCGGAGCCGGAGUUGAGGAUGAAGGUGUUCCUCGCCUUUGAGAUGGUUCGGAAGGAGGUUGGUGCCCUAUCUCAGUCGAAGGAAGCUACCCCUCGCGAUAGAAUUCAAGACUUCCUUUCGGGAGUCAUUGACAACAUGGAUAGACAGCUCGUCGUCCACGCGGAAAACUGCCGACUCGCGGCAAGUCUUGGCGAAGGCACGCACACCACAGGCGCUGCAAUCGUUGACCGAUGGGUUAAGAGGCUGAGAGAACAGACCUCCGACAUGCAAGAAGCGGCCCGUCCGUUCAAGAGGCUGCGGCAAUUGGUUGACGAUGAUGACGAUGCCAAUGAUUUGCCAGAGCCCGGCCUCGUUAGCUCUGGUUCGAUUGCUAGCUCGAAUGGAGCUACGCUUGCAGCAGCCGACUCUACUGGAGAUAGUUCUGGCACUCCAAGCCAUCAACAUGCCGAAGGCGAAAACCUCGGCUCGAGCUCUCGCCCUGCUCCAGACGAUCUCCAUGUUGCGAGCUCCCACAUCGCUGAGCCAAGCACCGUUGAAGUCAAGCCUAGUGGUCCAGGCACCCCUCCUGGCACACCCAACUCCGACUCGCACCUCAGCGACCCAGAGUCUCUGGUCACUGGACCAGGCUCUCCCAAGGACCCGGAUUCACUUGCCGUGCUCCAGCUCUGGAACGCAGCUUGA
Messenger RNA from Colletotrichum siamense, 1932 nucleotides. RefSeq lists its product as uncharacterized. NCBI's taxonomy places the organism in Eukaryota, Fungi, Ascomycota, Sordariomycetes, Glomerellales, Glomerellaceae. The transcript has 2 exons. Bases 1 to 1932 code for a protein of 643 amino acids. The record is from RefSeq and is a predicted model, not a curated record.